Molecule: messenger RNA, 851 nt
Organism: Ochotona curzoniae (black-lipped pika)
Lineage: Eukaryota; Metazoa; Chordata; Mammalia; Lagomorpha; Ochotonidae
Gene: ITM2C
Product: integral membrane protein 2C
Exons: 6
Coding region: 39-839 (266 amino acids)
Biological process (GO): negative regulation of amyloid precursor protein biosynthetic process
Cellular component (GO): extracellular exosome; plasma membrane; Golgi apparatus
Molecular function (GO): amyloid-beta binding
Source: RefSeq, a predicted model, not a curated record
GAAGCUGCUGCUGGGCGGACGCGCGGGCCGGGGCCGCCAUGGUGAAGAUCAGCUUCCAGCCCGCCGUGGCCGGCGCCAAGGCCGACAAGGCUUCGGCCACGGCCUCUGCCGCAGCGCCUGCCCCGGCCGCCGCUGAAAUCCUGCUCACGCCGGCCAGGGAGGAGCGGCCCCCUGCCCAGCGCACCCGGAGGAGCUCAGUGGGUGGCGUGUGCUACCUGUCCGUGGGUGUGGUCGUGCUGCUGCUGAGCCUGGCCUUCGCCUCCGUCUACAUCUACAGAUACUUCUUCCUUGCUCAGCUGGCCCGGGACAACUUCUUCCACUGUGGCGUGCUGUAUGAGGACUCGCUGUCAUCCCAGCUGCGCACCCGGCUGGAGCUGGAAGAGGACGUGAAAAUCUACCUCGAGGAGAACUAUGAACGCAUCAACGUUCCUGUGCCCCAGUUUGGCGGCGGUGACCCUGCAGACAUCAUCCACGACUUCCAGCGGGGUCUCACCGCCUAUCACGACAUCUCACUGGACAAGUGCUACGUCAUCGAACUCAACACUACCAUUGUGCUGCCCCCUCGCAACUUUUGGGAGCUCCUCAUGAACGUGAAGAGAGGGGCCUACCUUCCACAGACCUACAUCAUCCAGGAGGAGAUGGUGGUGAGCGAGCCUGUCAGUGACAAGGAGGCCCUGGGUGCCUUCAUCUACCACCUGUGUGACGGGAAGGACACCUACCGGCUGCGGCGCCGGACGGCUCACAGGCGCAUCAACAAGCGAGGGGCCGAGAACUGCAACGCCAUCCGCCACUUUGAGAACACCUUCGUAGUGGAGACAGUCAUCUGCAGGGCCGCGUGAGGCCGGCCCCCC